Messenger RNA from Penicillium argentinense, 1977 nucleotides. RefSeq lists its product as uncharacterized. Lineage: Eukaryota; Fungi; Ascomycota; Eurotiomycetes; Eurotiales; Aspergillaceae. The coding region runs from base 1 to 1977 and encodes 658 amino acids. The transcript has a single exon. The record is from RefSeq and is a predicted model, not a curated record.
AUGAGGGACGGUAUUAAGAAACGCGUGAGAAAUGCCUGGGAGCGGGUGCGCCGUCGUUCUUCCACCCCUGGCCCUGAACAAACACCCCCUCCUCCUCAAACCGCUCCUUCUGCUCCUCAUCCUGCUCGACGGCCCUCCGGGGCAGCCCUCGCUCUCGCAGCUGGACUCAAAAUUCCAGGAACAACAUCAGUAUGGUCUGGGAAGUUUGCCCCCGGUACGGGGACGCAGCAGCGGGCAACUGGAGCUCAACCGCAAGGAGCUGGAGCAGGACCACCUACCAUAUCAGUCAAGCUCCCGCAAACAGCAACGCUGCAGUCCAUGGUGGGACUCACCCCUACUCAGGCGACCACCCUGGCCGGACAUAUCCAGAUCGAUCCGACGGGCACCGGACCUGCGUCGGGACCAACACCUCCCAUUGUUCCUCGACAGCAAAAGUAUCCCUCAUUCCAAUGGAAGGGAGAACUGAGACGACGGUGGAUAGAUGAUCCUGCCGUCGAUGGAUGCACGAUUGACCACACGUACUUGGACUACGUCGAGCUCGAUCGGAACUAUACGCUCCAAUACCCGAUCCGUAGAAACCUGACCGAAGACUUCCGCGACACAGUGCAACACGAGGGCCUCGUCAAUGAAUUCGACAAUCCACCAGCUGACCCCAACAAUUCCGUCUAUCAAACGCACAUCCGCCGGCACCAGCUGAUGAACUUCGACAUCACCACCGGCCCCGGCAUCAUUGUCGUGAAUGGCAUCUGGCGCGAGCCCUAUUCCCAAGCACCAUGGGGCUACGAGAUUCUCCUCGCUCUCUACGAGCGAGACUACGACAUAAUGACUCUGAGGUUCAUCUUCAUGAACGUAACCAGCGGCGAAACGCUCGACUUCGUCCGCGACCACGUCUACACCCCCAUCAACAACCUCAGAUGGCCCGACCCCGACUACGUCGAAUUCGCCCACGGAACCCAAGACUACGACGCCUGUCUCGGCAGCAAGCUAGGAAAGCUCGCAGCCUGCACCGUGCUAGCCGGUUUCGUGCGCGGCACUCACCAAAUCAGCCGUAUCCUCUGCUGGCCCAGCUCCGUCGGCUCAGGCAAUGACACCAUGCCAAUCCUGCGCUUCGACAUCGUCGAACAAGGCCCGAACCCCAGACGACGACCCACCCGACGAGUCGCGCAAGCCGGCGGCCAAGCCAACAUCCAGAUCCCUUGGGAAGUCUCCAUGCAGUAUCCAAUGCACUUUGGCAAGCUCCAAAGCGACGGCCUGCGAUAUCGCGAAUGGAUCGAAGACCCAUCAGCCCCGGGCUGCAUAGUCCAACCAACCGAUCUAACCUUCGACGCCUUCAUCACAACACGCCCCUUAAAAGGUCCCGCUCGCGCCCGCUUGCCAGAGACCUACCGGAGCCAGCUCCACGGCAUGAGCGCCGCACAAGGCCACGACCUACCCACCUACAAAUCCCCAUACCGCUACUUCAACAUCUCAUUACCGGACAUAGUCUGGAUAGGAUAUAUCGGUCCUGGCGUGAUCUUCAUGCGCAACCUCCUGCGCCGUAGCCACGCGCCUCACAUAUCCGCCGUCUCGCAUGCAUUCUAUAAUCGCAAUUUCGACCACAUGACCCAUAAAUACCAGCUGAGGCAUUUGAUGUUUACAGAUAUCAACGAGAUCUGGACGUGGCGGUUCUGUCGCGAGAUUCUGUAUCCGGAUAAUGGGUGGGCUUGGGAUGACGAUGCGCCGCAGGGUGUGCGGAGAAAGUUUAAUCGAGGAGGUCGGAAUUUCGAUGCCUUGCUCGGAACCUCCAUUGGCAAGAUUGCCGCUGCGACGGUCUUGAGCAUGUAUCCGCGAGGUGUGAAGCCGAUUACUGCUAUUUAUAUUUGGCCGACGAAUGGGGUUGGGCCUGGGCCGGUGAUGGGUCCCUCGCCGCGGGGUUUGUCGUUGACGAUGCGGUUUGAUAUCCAACAGGUAGGGCCAGGGACUCCUGGAUUUACUUAG